Messenger RNA from Magallana angulata, 914 nucleotides. RefSeq names its product fucolectin-1-like. Lineage: Eukaryota; Metazoa; Mollusca; Bivalvia; Ostreida; Ostreidae. The record is from RefSeq and is a predicted model, not a curated record. The transcript is spliced from 3 exons. Bases 16 to 624 code for a protein of 202 amino acids.
GUGAACGUACCUCCAAUGUUGGUACCAAGCUUGAUUGAUUGUGCCACGCUUUGCGCUAGAAGAAGCAAAUGCGUCUCAUUCUUCUUCAACCUUUUGGAGUCCCUCUGCCAGUUCGAUGGGAAGAUAUAUGUAUCAUUUGACGGGGGCAGCGCUGGUUUCUGGAGCUAUUACGAACUGGAGAUGACGAAUGUGGCAGCCUUCAAACCAGUUACAAUGAGCUCUGAGAGUAACCCUCCCGCCCACUCCCCACAUUAUGCCGUGGAUGACAAAGUAGUAAAAACAAUAUGGGCGCAGGAGUGCGUGCACACAAAGGGUGAACUUACCCCGUGGGUGAUCAUUGACUUAGAAGCCACCUUCGAUGUUGAAUACGUCACACUUUUUAACAGAAUCGAUGAACAUGGUGACCGCCUUCGUGCUAUCUCCGUUUAUCUGGGUGAAGUAAGUGGUUCAUUUCCGGUCCUCUGUGGGGGAUUUGAUGGUCCCGGAGAAGAUGCCCAGGUUGUUCAUGUUGUAUGUAAUGAACCGACAAGUGCACGGUUUGUCAAAAUUCAACUGAGCAAUUCCCAAACAUUUUUUUACCCUAUAACUUUAUGUGAAAUUCGAGUUUUAACGUUUAAUGCAUAGAUGUACGUGUCAUUAUUAUAUAACUUUAAAGGGGCAUGGUCACGAUUUUGAUCAAAUUCAAUUUUACUAUUUUUAUUAUUUGCAAUGCUUUAGAAAUGUAUUUCUAAUGAUCAAGAGAAAUUUGAGAGUCAAUCGUAGAUUUAUAAGCAAGCUUAAGAUACGUGGCUCACAACACUUUGUCAUGUAAACAAGGUUCGUGCCCUGUUUUUGUUUACAUAGGUUCAAUAUACCAGUAAAAACAUCUUUUUUAAUCUGAUUUGUCGAUAUUUUUUAUUCAUUUUAAGUAUAAA